AUGUACUCGAGGCCGUCGGUAGACGCCUGUCUCGUUCUCACCACAGACCCUAAGCCUCGGCUGCGGUGGACGGCGGAGCUUCAUGAGCGCUUCGUCGACGCCGUCAACCAACUUGGAGGCCCGGAGAGUGAGCGCUUCUUCCUUUCCUAUUUCUCUUCGGCUGUCAAAUUGUUCUCUGCACCCUCCUGAAUUAGCGUUUUUUGUUUCAAUGAGAAUCUCUUCUCGUAAUGCUCUCUGGAAGGCACUUCGCUCCUAGAGUGAGAAUUUUUGACCUCGUGAUGGAAAAUUCUGUAUGGUUUCCUGAUCACGGUAUCAUCAUAGGGCUCUUCUGCCUUGAUGAUCGAUUUUUUAUGUCAACUGUGCUCGCAUGGCUUAAUGGGGUGGGGUUGUAGUGAGAUCUCAUCCAGUUUUUUUUUAUAUAUCCUCAGAAAAACCUAGAUGUCUGACCUUGUUUUCUUCCAUGGGAUGAUUGAAACGUAAAUGUAGACGCUAAUACGUGCACUUAAAAACUGGGAAAAAGAAUGAAAUUAUCUCUCUAAGACUUUUUCUACGAGCUUUCAAGCUUUUUCCCCUGGGUUUUAGUGCUAUUUUCUUGAAUUCAUUUUUUAAAAGUAAUAGUAGGAGGCAAUUUUAUGUUUCUCCAGUAGCUCUUCCUUCCAGACGGGGUUGUUACCUUGUCCAUCAGAAGACGAGCCAUUAUAAAAUGUAGGAAUCCAGUUGACCUCUCAGCUGAGGAAGAGCUGGCUAAAUUAUUAAACCAAAUGUAAUAUCAUGCGGGUUCCAUUAUUUUUUCAUGUCAUAAUUUACCAGGUCAGUUAUAUUGAGCGCUAACUUAACGCAGUUCAUUUUGCUCUCAUGGUGAAAGAUUCUCGUUCUACAGGCAUCAUAUUGGAUCAUCAUCCAUUCUUAUUUAUUAUCUCAAUAUAAUUAUUAAUAAAUAUCAUAUUAUGGAGUUUUACGAAUUCUUUGGCACUAUUUUAUCGUAGUAUGGGGCCUAUGUUCUCAUUUUUGGGACAGCAAUCUGCAUUGUAUAUAUUUAUUUAUUCUUAUUUCUGUUUUUUUUACUCAUUAGAAUUUCAAGUUUAUUAUGUUACUUUAUCCUUUUAUCUCAGAGGCCACUCCAAAGAUGAUAAUGAGAACAAUGGCAGUAAAAGGACUCACACUCUAUCAUCUGAAAAGCCAUCUGCAGGUCUGUCUCUUAAAUUUUCUUCUACAAUAGUUACAUGGAAGAUGUGCUAGGACUUUUUAUAGAUAAAACUUGUCCUGAAAAUAUGUAUACUUCUCUGUGGCAAGUAUUGUGUUAUCUGAAUGCUCCUUGUAAACUAUAUUUUUUGGUUGUGCCCAAAUUCAAACACUGCUUUUCUUUCUCUUUCAGAAGUAUAGACUGGGAAAGCAAUCGUCUAGAGAGGGUUCCGACUGCUCCAAAAAUGGUAAGAUUUUUCUCUCUCUCUCUCUCUCUCUCUCUCUCUCUCUCUCUCUCUCUCUCUCUCUCUCUCUCUCUCUCUCCCUCUCUCUUUCUCUUGGAAAUGCAUAUCCCAGUCCAGCUAUAUCCGUGCUCAUGGAGAUGUUGUCUUCUGUAGUAUGCGACUAUAACCUUCACCUCUACUCUAUCUUUCCCUUCACCAUUCUCGUCGAAUAUAAAAUAUCCUUAGACACUUGCAUUUCCUUUCUCCAUUUACCUGGUUAUUACAUUUCUCUGAAACUUGUUUAGUUCCCGUUUGCCUUUUGGCUAAUAAUUCACUUAAAUUUGAGAGGUAAUUUUAGUUAUUUCUCUGAAAAAAUUCAGGGAAAGAAAAUUUAACCCUCCAUAAACGUAAACCCCCUAUUCUGAUAAGAACUUUGACAAAUAAACAAAGAUAAUUUCAGUUCGUCACCAGUAACAAACCGUUGUUAUUUCCAUGGAUGAGAGGAGGUUUACAAAGGCUUGUAUUUGUAUCUAUGAUUUUCUCUCUGAAAAGAAUGAAAAGGAAAUAGUCCUGAUUCGCAGGAUUUUGAUAAAUUUCGGAAUGAGAAUGGCGUCGAACAUCCAAUUGAAUCCUACCUUUAGCCGUAAGUAGGAAUCCGGAGGAAGAAAAAUCCUCUAAGUUGCUCCUAUGGUCAAUUGGUAUCCCAUUUAUCAUUUUUUGCCAAAUUUUAGACGUGGAAGUAGGCAUUUACUUUGAAUUAAAUGCCUGCCAUGGCUGAAUUCAGAAAAGUGCUGGUCGACUUCCCAAGGAAAAGAACGCUAACCUCAUGGAAGCUGCUCGCCAUUUUAGUGCAUGAUAAUCCGGGCUUAAGCUUGAGAAAUUUUUGUUUCUUGAGUGUUUUCCUUAGCGUGGGAAAAUGAAUCCCCCCACCGUAAGUAAUGUUAUUUUUCCUGUGACACAUCAGUAAACUAGGUAACAUGAUGUUAUCUCUAAAGCACGUAUUCUAAGUCUUAGUAUACCACUGGCUAUGUUUGAAUCACACUAUAUUAGGUUUUUAGAGGAAACCAUCAUCAGCUUGGUCAGAAAUUCCUUAUGCUGUUCACGGUUAUUAAUAAAUCGUGUUGCUCCUGCAUUCGUUGUUCUUUAUACAAUUUUUUUUUUUUUAUUGACCCAAGGAGCUCACACAUAUCAUUGGGCUGCAGAUUCUGCAGCUGGAGAGACCCAUGAAAUUGGUCAGCCGUCUUCAUCAUCAAUAAUGACCCAAGAGUUCAAUGAGUACGCCCUUGGCACCCAGAACUAGCAGAUGGUCCUCAGCUUUGGUUUGAGUACAAUCCGCUGUUAUUUCUAUCACUCUUGGCUGACAAGCUCUGCCCAAGCUAUGUUGGGCCUGAACUAACCUUUAAUUAGAUCGUAUUGGACUGACCUGAGUGCAGCCAACUGGCCCUAUCCAUUAUCUGUUUGUAGCCAAUAAACCAUAGUCAAUUCUCAUCCUUGGUCUCUGUGGUUAUGGUUUGAGAGUAGGUUGAGCCGAAGUGUGUCAGUCCAUCGGGAUUUCAGUCUUUAAUGGUGUAGAUCCUAAUAGAACGGGAAUUUAACUUUCUGGGUUUAGGCAUGCAUUCGUUUCCAUUUUCCUCUUUGCAUAACCUGAUACUCUUCGCUGGGUACAUUUAGAAGGAGAGACCCUGUUUUUUUCGAGAGUUUUGAUUCAAUUUAUUAAUAAACUGUUCAAUGAACAAGGGAUUCUUUUUUUUUUUUCUAGAGUUGUUAUUCGGUUUAUUAAUUAUUGCUCAAUGUGCAUUUUUUUUUCCAUAUUUUUGUAUUUUCUUCAAUGCAGUGAAUAUAAUGAUGUGAUGAGAAGUCAAAUGGAGCUUCAAAGAAGGCUUCAUGAGCAUCUUCAGGUCAGUUGCUCGCUCCAUUGCUAUGAAAUCUACAUGUGCCUACCGUUAUUAAGGGUUUUUUUCAAAAAAUCGUCUAAAUAUCACUUCGUUAGAAUUACCCACACGUAGUGACAACUUUUCAACCCCAUAUUUCAAAUAUCAUGCGACAUGAAAUUUCUCUGAAAUCCCAGAAAAAAUCAUUAACUAUUAAUCUUGUUUGUUAAAAUUAUUGGGCCAUCCACCUCAAAAGCAGUUGCAGUAAUCAUGGGUUCCUUUCCACUAAAAUAACUAAUACAGGACCAUUCAGACAAAGCACGUUCAGGGCACGUGCAAUAAUCGGCUCUGCCUGGUGUUAUUAGUCCAUCCAAACUCAAAAACUAGUUGGUGGCGAUCAGAGUAGGUUUGUCUUUUUCAUAUCACAAGUUUCUCUUUACACCAACCGACACAAGGUUACUCCAGAUCAUCAUUAUCAUCAUCAUUGUCAUUGUUGUCGUCGUCAUCAUCAUCAUCAUCGUCAUCAUCAGUGUCAUCAUCAGUGUCAUCGUUGUCAUCAUUGUCAUUAUCAUAAUCAUCAUCAUCGUCACCAUUGUUGUCCACAUCAUCAUCGUCAUCAUCAUUGUCCUCAUCAUUAUCAUCAUCGUCACCAUCAUUGUCCACAUCAUCAUCAUCAUCGUCAUCAUCAUUGUCCUCCUCCUCAUCAUCAUCAUCAUCAUCAUCAUCAUCAUCAUCAUCAUCAUCGUCAUCGUCAUCAUCAUAAUCAUCAUCAUCAUCAUCAUCAUCAUCGUCAUCGUCAUCAUCAUAAUCAUCAUCAUCGUCAUCAUCAUUGUCCUCAUCAUCAUCAUCAUCAUCAUCAUCAUCGUCAUCGUUAUCAUCAUAAUCAUCAUCAUCGUCAUCAUCAUUGUCCUCAUCAUCAUCAUCAUCAUCGUCAUCAUCAUAAUCAUCAUCAUCAUAAUCAUCGUCAUCAUCAUUGUCCUCAUCAUCAUCAUCAUCAUCAUCAUCAUCGUCGUCGUAGAUUCUAAGUACCAGUAAUUUUUUUCCUUCCAGGUUGAACAUCAUCUUGAGCUCAGGAUAGAGGCCCAUGGAAAAUAUCUCCAAUCAAUAUUCGAGAAGGCCUGGAGCACCAUCACAGAAUCAGGGCCACAAGGGAUUCGACCACAGGAGGCUGUCAGGCAGAAUCAUUGCGGGCCCACCAUAGGAGUGCCCAACGAGCAGCUGCGCCUCCUGCAGGAGCCCCUCAAACCCACCUCUCUUUUUGAUGCUGUGGCAGGAUUCAUUGAGAAUAGGUCAACGGGGAGGGGGGUAGCCCAGAUCACCGAAGGCUCCAUUGAUAGUUGCUUGACGUCAAUGGGGAGCCCGGCACGAAUUCCAAUUAUGGGUUCACAGGCUAUGGUCAACCAGAUAAUGAGGCCAUUCUCGGGGGCUAUUGUUGGUUCAAGUGCAAUGGAAAGUGAUCUGAAGCAAAAAAUACGGUGGAUGUCUGGGGAAUGA
Molecule: messenger RNA, 4771 nt
Organism: Spirodela intermedia
Lineage: Eukaryota; Viridiplantae; Streptophyta; Magnoliopsida; Alismatales; Araceae
Source: the annotation of a GenBank genome assembly